AUGACGGCUGAAGAAACGGUGAAUGUAAAAGAAGCAGAAAUAAUUAAAUUAAUACUAGAUUUUUUGAACUCAAGGAAACUUCAUAUUAGUAUGCUGGCGCUUGAGAAAGAAAGUGGGGUCAUUAAUGGCCUGUUUUCAGAUGACAUGCUUUUUCUAAGGCAAUUGAUUCUUGAUGGUCAGUGGGAUGAGGUUCUUCAAUUUAUUCAGCCUCUUGAAUGUAUGGAAAAAUUCGACAAGAAAAGAUUUCGUUACAUUAUAAUGAAGCAGAAGUUCUUGGAAGCCUUAUGUGUAAACAAUGCGAUGUCAGCAGAAGAUGAGCCUCAGCAUCUGGAGUUUACCAUGCGAGAGGCUGUACAGUGCCUACAUGCAUUGGAAGAAUACUGUCCCUCUAAGGAAGACUACAGUAAACUCUGCUUGCUGUUGACGCUGCCUCGCUUGACCAACCACGCAGAAUUCAAGGACUGGAAUCCCAGCACUGCACGGGUUCACUGCUUUGAAGAAGCCUGCAUCAUGGUGGCAGAUGAUAGGAAACUGAGUGAGGCUGGCUUCAAAGCAAGUAGCAAUCGUUUAUUUCAGCUUGUAAUGAAGGGAUUGCUUUAUGAAUGUUGUGUGGAAUUCUGUCAGAGUAAAGCAACAGGAGAAGAAAUCACAGAAAGCGAAGUAUUGCUGGGCAUUGAUCUCUUGUGUGGUAAUGGGUGUGAUGAUUUGGACCUUAGCCUGUUAUCAUGGCUGCAGAAUCUGCCAGCUACUGUUUUUUCUUGUGCUUUUGAACAAAAGAUGCUUAAUAUUCAUGUUGAUAAACUCCUCAAGCCCACAAAAGCUGCAUAUGCUGAUCUUUUGACACCUCUUAUCAGCAAACUUUCUCCUUACCCAUCAUCGCCAAUGCGACGGCCUCAGUCAGCAGAUGCUUACAUGACCCGCUCCUUAAACCCUGCCUUAGAUGGGCUGUCGUGUGGAUUAACAAAUCACGAUAAGCGAGUCACAGACCUUGGGACCAAAACUUCUCCAAUGUCGCACUCCUUUGCUAAUUUCCAUUACCCAGGAGUACAGAAUCUCAGCCGAAGUCUCAUGCUUGAGAAUACCGAGUGUCACAGCAUUUUUGAAGAGUCACCUGAGCAAAGCGAUACUCCCGUGGAGCCCCAGCAUCCCAUCAGCGGUGAGACUUUGUGCCAGAGUUCCGUUCUAGCCAAUGAACCACUUCAUGGAGCACAGAGUCAGGCAGCAGCCAAACAAGAGAAAAAUGAGCUUCGUGAUUCUACAGAGCAGUUUCAGGAGUAUUACAGACAAAGACUACGUUACCAGCAGCACUUAGAACAGAAAGAGCAACAACGACAGUUGUACCAGCAAAUGUUGUUGGAAGGAGGUGUGAAUCAAGAAGAUGGAGCUGACCAGCAACAGAAUCUUACCGAACAGUUCCUCAACAGAUCUAUCCAGAAACUAGGAGAAUUAAAUAUAGGUAUGGACAGUAUUGGAAAUGAUGUACAAACACUUAGCCAGCAAUGUAAUGGGAGCAAAGGGAACGCAUCUACCAAUCCAGCAAGUAACUUUACAUCACUACCUUCAGAUUCUAGUCAGAGGAUAACAGCUGAGAGCCAAAAUGUUAGUACAAGCACUCCUCGAAUGCGUGGAUCAGCUAAUCAGAUACCCUUUCCUGAAGAGUCACCUGUACAGGGGAAUCAAAAUGUAUCAGAACAUGCUGUCACUCAGGCACAGUUGGAAGACUCUUCAGGGAAUUUAACUAGGACGAGAGGCGACGAGGAUGACAAAUCAAAAAAGCAGUUCAUUUGCAUUAAUACUCUAGAAGACACGCAAGCUGUCAGAGCUGUAGCCUUCCAUCCCAGUGGGAGUUUAUAUGCUGUUGGCUCCAAUUCUAAAACUUUGAGAGUUUGUGCCUAUCCAGAAGUAAUUGACCCAAGUGCUUAUAAUACUGCUAAACAAGCUGUAGUUCGCUUCAAAAGGAACAAGCAUCAUAAAGGAUCAAUCUACUGUGUAGCCUGGAGUCCCUGUGGACAGCUGUUAGCUACUGGUUCUAAUGAUAAAUAUGUGAAAGUACUGCCUUUUAACGCGGAAACUUGUAAUGCAACAGGACCAGAUCUGGAGUUCAGCAUGCACGAUGGGACAAUAAGAGAUCUUGCUUUUAUGGAAGGCCCAGAGAGUGGUGGUGCUAUUUUAAUAAGUGCUGGAGCAGGGGACUGUAAUAUUUACACAACAGACUGUCAGCGAGGACAAGGCUUGCAUGCUCUCAGUGGUCACACUGGUCAUAUUUUAGCACUUUAUACAUGGAGUGGCUGGAUGAUUGCCUCAGGAUCCCAAGACAAGACUGUAAGGUUCUGGGAUCUGAGAGUGCCAAGCUGUGUUCGUGUUGUGGGAACAACGUUUCAUGGAACAG
Messenger RNA from Pterocles gutturalis (yellow-throated sandgrouse), 2389 nucleotides. RefSeq names its product WD repeat-containing protein 47-like. NCBI's taxonomy places the organism in Eukaryota, Metazoa, Chordata, Aves, Pterocliformes, Pteroclidae. The record is from RefSeq and is a predicted model, not a curated record. Gene Ontology annotation, molecular function: protein binding.